Molecule: messenger RNA, 363 nt
Organism: Mycena citricolor
Lineage: Eukaryota; Fungi; Basidiomycota; Agaricomycetes; Agaricales; Mycenaceae
Source: the annotation of a GenBank genome assembly
GUGUCCCCUAUUGUCCCUCGUCCUCAUGCCCUGGUGCUCCCUGCUGUAGCACCGGCUAUUGCUGCCUGUCCGGCGCCGGCUCCUGUUGCCCACCUCAUCCCCAUGGAGUUGGAUUGGACCUGGCUCCGUGGUGACUUUUGCUGCACCUGCUUCCGCUGCGGCAGUCCAGGCCAUCUUGCCCGUGACUGCCCCACUCCAGCUGAUAUAUGUCACGCCAAUGUCCUUGACAAGGUCAUCAAUCAGUUGGGAAGUGAGUUGCUCUCCGAGUUGGUCGCUUGGGUCGCGACUACUGCAGCUGUUGCGGAUCAUGCAUCCAACGUCGCAGCUGAGGAGGAGCAGGGUUUUUCCCCCAGCAACAAGUGA